AUGAUGACAUCAUUGCACUGCUGCGCCGGGACGCAGGACCAUAAAGAUUGCGCUCCUGCUGACUGCGUCACCAUCCUGGACGCAGCACGUUGCUCCCUUAUUGACUGGUAUAACAAAUCUAAUUUGCAGGAUGAACUGAAGUCGCAAAAUAACAUAACCUCCAAUGCAAGAGAUGGGUCUGCAUUGUCUAAGGGGACACUGGAUAGUGGAGUGGGUCUUGAUGCUAAUGGUAGUGGCAGCCAUAUUCCAGGAACAGUGGCAGAAACAGUGUUUUCACCAAGAAGAGCGAUUGGUUUAAAUGAUGAUACAAGAGAAAGACAAACAUCCUCGGAUAUCCUGGAGGAGCUUAUGUCUCAAGGGAUAAUACAGAGCCAGAGUAAGGUGGUGAAGAAUGGAGAAGCCUAUGAUGUGAUGGUGGACACACCAGGAAAAUCAUUAGGAAGGCCUCCUGCAAAACUGGAAAAACUGAAAACUAUAAAGGAGAAAGACAAAAGCCUUACAAAGGAAGACAUUGACGCCAAAAUGAAGGCUGCAGAAGAAAGAAGAAAGACAAAGGAGGAGGAACUAAAAAAAAGACUGCGUGAAAGACCAACGACUGCCAGCAUAGCUCAAUUACGAAGGGAUGCCUCUUCAAUGGCUGAUGAUGGACAGGAGGAUGAAGACACAGCUCCAGCUGAAACCUUAGAUUCCGACGCUUUGGAAAAUGUAAUAAGUAGACCAACUCAGAGCGCUGCAGAUGAGGAUAAUGAAAUAAAUGCUGUGGAAUCUGACAAUACCUAUAAUAACCCAACGGAUAAGACCAAUGACAACGAAAAUGAUAUCUUCUAACACAGGGCUUACUUUAAAGUACAUGUUCUAAUGCUUAAAUGGUAUAGACACCUUCGUGGCAAUUUCUUAAU
Bufo gargarizans (Asiatic toad) is the source of this 899-nucleotide messenger RNA. It is a transcript of the gene STMND1, whose product is annotated as stathmin domain containing 1. Bases 1 to 828 code for a protein of 275 amino acids. Gene Ontology annotation, cellular component: neuron projection; cytoplasm. Lineage: Eukaryota; Metazoa; Chordata; Amphibia; Anura; Bufonidae. Gene Ontology annotation, molecular function: tubulin binding. The transcript has 5 exons. Gene Ontology annotation, biological process: microtubule depolymerization; regulation of microtubule polymerization or depolymerization; neuron projection development. The record is from RefSeq and is a predicted model, not a curated record.